Molecule: messenger RNA, 1524 nt
Organism: Mizuhopecten yessoensis (Yesso scallop)
Lineage: Eukaryota; Metazoa; Mollusca; Bivalvia; Pectinida; Pectinidae
Product: IQ domain-containing protein G-like
Exons: 9
Coding region: 103-1287 (394 amino acids)
Biological process (GO): cilium organization
Cellular component (GO): motile cilium; cytoplasm
Molecular function (GO): protein binding
Source: RefSeq, a predicted model, not a curated record
CGCAUGUGUCAUAGCAACAAUAAACAAUAUGGAGUAUCGCCUGUAAAUUUAUUUUCACUGUGAAAAUUGCAUUAUAAACAGGUUUUACACAUCUAAAGAAGGAUGGGGAAAGGAGAGGAAGGUGUCACGAUGUUGGAGGGUACGUCAGCCAUCCAUGUGGCCACCAUACUGGAGGACUGCGUGGACCAGCUCUCUGUCCUGGGGCGCAUCAUGCCUGCUGCUUACGAGGGCAGGUUUGAUGCUGUUGAGCUGGUCCAGAAUGAACUUAACCAGUUAGUGAUGGGGCAAAAGGAACUUGAACUUAAAUAUCAGACAAUUCUCUCCAAAAAACUUGACCUCAGAAACACCACAAAAAAUGCUGCCAAGCUCAGCGAAGUCGAACAGGAAGUCAUGGAUGCUGGACGCGACCUUAGAAACAGUACACAUGUUUUCGGCCGAAGUUUACGCCAGAAUCCCCUCACAAGCGACAACACAGCAAAAAUCCAGGCCGAUAGGGGAUUUCUGGAGGGAGUAACGAGUGACACACUGUCAGAGCUGAUCCAGAACUGUAGUUUCCAGGCCCUGAUGGAAGCAGUACGGCUACAGAAGGAGCGUAAGGCCCGGCUACAGGAUACCAUCCUUAAGGAGGAGAAUGGCCGUAAACGAGUGAAGCUUCUCAACAAACAGCUCCAGGACAUCAAGAAAGAGAAGGAGGUGGAGCUACAGCAGAGGAACAAUAUGAUCGCCCACUACAAGGACCAGCUGCAGGAAAUGAAGGCCAAGACAAACAUGGAGGGCAAGUACACCAAGAAGUCGGCCGAGGUGGCUGUCGCCCAGACUCAGAAACGCUGCCAUCUGUCAGAGCGAGAACUACAGACGGAGAUAGAGCAACUGAAACACAAGAUUGAUGAAGAGAACCGAUGUAACAUCGAAAUAGAAUCCUACCUAAAGACUCACCAAGAGGAACUAGAGAAGAAGGUGGAUUAUUGGCUGACCAAGUAUGACAAAGACGUGGAGGCCAAACAGCACGAGCUGGACGUCCUCAAGGCCAGUAAGGCUAAAGACCUUGAUCGCCUACAGGAGCUGACCAAGCAGUAUAAGGAAUAUGAACAGGUUGUUGUGGAGGACCGUAUAGAGAAGGAGAAGGCUCGUCGUAAGGCUGACCAGGAGGGCAUCGAACUCAAGGCUGCCAUCAGGGUACAAGCCUGGUGGAGGGGCGUCAUGGUCCGGAAAGGUUUCGGACCCUACAGUAAAAAGAAGAAGGGAAAGAAAGGCAAGAAAGGAAAGAAGGGCAAAAAGAAGAAGUAGACUGUUGACCUCAGCAUUUGGCUGGACUUAUACUAUUGUUGUGUCCGUGUGUUUGAUCAAAUGUGACCACACUUCUCUGUGAUCCAGAAAUGACUGAAGAACUAGUAUACUAUAUAAAUCACUCAAGACACUAAAAUUGUGCUGAAGACAAUAUUCUGUUGCUGGGUUAGCAACCUCUGUGGUCUAGAUAUGACAGAGGAAACUUAUGGAUAUCUCCCAUUUACCAUCAACCAGUCA